Molecule: messenger RNA, 3824 nt
Organism: Toxorhynchites rutilus septentrionalis
Lineage: Eukaryota; Metazoa; Arthropoda; Insecta; Diptera; Culicidae
Gene: LeuRS
Product: leucine--tRNA ligase, cytoplasmic
Exons: 4
Coding region: 190-3735 (1181 amino acids)
Biological process (GO): leucyl-tRNA aminoacylation
Molecular function (GO): leucine-tRNA ligase activity; ATP binding; aminoacyl-tRNA deacylase activity
Source: RefSeq, a predicted model, not a curated record
AAUUGCGUGCCACUGUUUCAAAGUUGUCAAACGUCGGGCGACGUGCUUUUGCUAGUGUUCUGUGUGUACUCUGGUUCUUCCAAACCGGCUCUUGUCCAUGUGGAUGGGAUCAACAUAAGUCAGCAGUGCAGAAAAGAACUAGUAUUGCGGUUUCGAUUGGAGGAAAUACCCAUUUGAUAUUCACUGAAAAUGGCCACCGAACGCAAAGGAACCUUUAAGGUUGAAUACCUUCAGAAGAUAGAACGGGAAAUGCAGGAACGAUGGGAGCGGGAAAAACUCCACGAAGGAAAUGCUUCUGCGGAGCCGAGAAAAUCACCAGAGGAAAAGUUUUUGGUGACCUUCCCGUUUCCCUACAUGAAUGGAAGACUGCAUCUAGGUCAUACAUUCUCGCUGUCGAAGGCCGAAUUCGCGGUGCGAUAUAACAGACUGAAGGGCAAGCAGGUGCUGUUCCCAUUCGGCUUUCACUGCACUGGGAUGCCCAUCAAGGCUUGCGCUGAUAAAUUGAAGCGAGAGAUGGCAGAUUUUGGGUGUCCACCAGUGUUCCCCGAGGAAGAAAUGGUGGCGGUGGUUGAGGAAAGGGAUGUUAUCCCCAAAGAUAAGAGCAAAGGUAAGAAGAGUAAAGCGGUCGCGAAGGCAGGUGGCGCCAAGUAUCAGUGGCAGAUUAUGCAGAGCCUCGGAUUGAAGGAUGAUGACAUUAAGAAAUUCGCUGAUACGGAUCACUGGCUGGAAUAUUUUCCUCCACUGGCGAUUCAGGACUUGAAAUCAAUUGGAUGUCACAUUGAUUGGAGAAGAACGUUUAUUACGACAGAUGCGAAUCCAUUUUUCGAUUCUUUUGUUCGAUGGCAGUUUAAUCACCUAAAGUCGCGCGGAAAAAUCAUGUACGGGAAGAGGCAUACGAUUUUCUCUCCGAAGGAUGGACAACCUUGUAUGGAUCACGAUAGGUCCACAGGUGAAGGUGUUGGUCCUCAAGAGUAUACUCUAAUAAAGAUGAAAGUGUCUGGGAAGCUGCCAUCGAAGCUGAGUUCGGUUAAAGCGCCAGUUUAUCUGGUUUGUGGAACACUCAGACCCGAAACCAUGUAUGGGCAAACCAAUUGUUGGGUACAUCCUGAUAUCAAAUAUAUCGCUUUCGAGACUGCUAGGAAUGGUGAAAUUUGGAUCUGUACCCGGCGUGCCGCAAGGAACAUGUCAUAUCAAGGUUUCACUAAUGUGGAGGGAGAAAUAAAAGUAGUUGCUGAGUUGGUGGGACAGGAAAUCCUUGGCCUAGCAUUAUCGACCCCUUUGACGUCGCAUAAGGUAAUUUACACGCUUCCUAUGCUGUCCAUCAAGGAAGACAAAGGUACCGGUAUCGUGACAUCGGUUCCAUCGGAUUCUCCAGAUGAUUAUGCUGCCCUUGUGGACCUUCAGAAGAAGGCUGCUUUCCGCGAGAAGUAUUCAAUUUCCGAUGAAAUGGUUUUGCCGUAUCAACCCAUUCCGAUUAUUGAAGUUCCUGGGUUGGGAAAUCUUAGCGCUGUCACUGUCUAUGAGAAGUUCAAGAUACAAAGCCAAAAUGAUCGCGAAAAACUGCUCGAAGCCAAGGAGCUGGUUUAUUUGAAGGGUUUCUACGAUGGAGUACUGUUGGUUGGUGACCACGCCGGGAAGAAAGUGCAGGACGUUAAGAAAGAUCUCAAACAGUAUCUGGUCGAUCGCAACGAGGCGGAUGUGUACUACGAGCCGGAAAAAACAAUUAUGUCCCGUUCCGGAGAUGUUUGUGUUGUGGCCUUGUGCAAUCAGUGGUAUUUGAACUACGGCGAAGAGCACUGGCAAAAGGAGACCCUCGGUCAUCUCAACACGAUGGAAUUAUAUCACGAGGAAGUGGCGCGUAACUUUGAAAAUUGUCUCGAUUGGUUGCACGAAUACGCCUGCUCCAGAACCUACGGACUGGGAACAAAACUGCCAUGGGACGAACAGUGGUUGAUUGAGUCACUGUCGGAUUCGACAAUUUAUAUGGCGUUCUACACGGUGGUUCACUUGCUGCAGGAUGGUUCCUUCCGGGGGGAGAAACCGAGUCCUCUGGGUAUUACUGCCACCGAUAUGACCGCCGAGGUGUGGGAUUACAUCUUUUUCAGCGAUGUUAAAAUGCCGAGCAAAACGAAGAUCAAAAAGGAACAUCUCGAGCGACUGAAGAAGGAGUUCAAUUAUUGGUACCCGGUGGAUUUGCGAGUGUCGGGCAAGGAUCUCAUCCAGAACCAUCUUACCUUCUUCCUGUACAACCACGUGGCGAUGUGGCCCAAGGAUCCCUCGAAGUGGCCCCGUGGCAUUCGUUGCAACGGUCAUCUGCUGCUUAACUCGGCUAAAAUGUCCAAAUCCGAAGGUAAUUUCCUCACGCUUUACGAAGCGAUCGCAAAGUUCAGUGCCGAUGGAACCCGACUCAGCCUGGCGGAUGCCGGAGAUAGCAUCGAAGAUGCUAACUUUGUGGAGACAAGCGCCGAUGCCGGAAUUCUACGACUGUACACAUAUAUCGAGUGGGUCAAGGAGACUCUCGCUUCGAGACCACUGCUGCGGAAGGGAGCGUUGGAUGGUUUCAACGAUGUGGUUUUUAUGAGUGAGAUGAAUUUGAAAACGAAGGAAGCUGACGAAUACUAUCACAAGAUGCUGUACAAGGAAGCUCUUCGGGCUGGUUUCUUCGAGUUCCAGUCGGCAAGGGAUAAAUACCGAGAACUUUGCGGGUCAGAUGGUAUGCAUGUGGAACUGGUAAUUGAUUUCAUUCGUCGUCAGGCUCUGCUCAUCGCUCCGAUUUGUCCUCAUGUGGCAGAACAAGUCUGGCAACUACUCGGCAACAAAAACAGCAUUAUGAAAGCCGCUUGGCCAGAGGUUGGAACCAUCGAUGAGCAAAAAAUCAAAUGCUCUACCUACCUGAUGGAUGCGGCCCAUUCGUUCCGCUUGAAUCUGAAGAAUGUAUCCCAAACCAAAACAAAGGGUGGAAAAACGGCUCCCCCAGCAGUCGUUAAGCCAAGUGACGGAACUAUUUGGGUUGCGAAAUCGUUUCCACCGUGGCAAUCUUGCGUACUGGACACAAUGCGAGAACUGUUCGAGAAGGACAAGAAAUUGCCGGAUAAUAAAAUCAUUGCUGUGGAACUGGGCAAGAAGGAAAUACUGAAGAAAUACAUGAAGCGCGUAAUGCCUUUCGCUCAGAUGGUCCGUGAACGCGUUGAGUCCACCGGAGGUCCGGGCAAGAGUGCUAUGGAUGUCACACUCGAUUUCGACGAACGGGAGGUGCUGGAGAAGAACUUGGAGUACUUGAAAAAUACACUCGACCUGGAAACGCUGAAUGUGCGCUUCACCGACGAAGCGAAUGCUCCGGAGAAAAUGAAGGAGGAUGUCCGACCUGGUGUGCCGUACAUUGUUUUUACGGUGAAACCGUUCGUGGCUGUCACGCUGGAAAAUCCCGUUGAGCGAUCCGGUCUUUUCACGGUAGUCGUGCAUCUGUCCGAGGGGGACACAAGUGAGACGUUCCGACAGAAAUUAGCCAGGCAAAUUGGCUUUAAAGCUGAUUUAAAAGCGUUGGAAAUUAUGAGAUUUGAAGACCCCGUUCUGGGUCCUAGGAAAGCGCCAUCUUUCCAGGAUUAUCGUAGUGGGAAGCGAACCAUAGAGGACGGUACGUUCAACAUCGAUACAGAGAAAAAACACGUCUAUAUCACAAACGGUAAAAUUCAGAACCUGAAUGUUGGAACUAAUUUUAUUUAUGUUAUAAAUUAAGAAAGCGGAACGCAAAUCGAUAAUUAUACUUUUCGCAUAUUUGAUUGCGAUGCGGGCUCUCAUGUACAUCUACAGUUCAGUUGAAUUAA